CUUUUUUAUAUCAUGUUUAUUAACAAGUACAUCCCCUAAGUAUUCAAAAUAUAUAUUCAAAUAAACAAAAAUAACAAUGAAAAAAUAUAAAAAUAAAAAAAAAAUAAUAGAGCCUAUACCUACAUCGGUUUUUAUCAGAUUGUCUGUGUAUAUUGAUGUGAAAUGUUGUUUAUUUCGAGUAUUUUGACCACUCACCGAUAUUGUCGAUUAUAAUUAAUGGUGUUAAUAAUUUGCUAGAUAUACCAAGUGGAAUGGGUAAACAAAUUAUGGAUUUAAGAAGUAAAGUUGAUAUAUCCAAUAUGAAGUAUGAAACUAACGAAUCGGCAUUGCAUGAAAGUAAUCGUGAAAUAUACAAAAAAAGAAAACUGUUUUUGCAACAACAUUGUGAAGCGGAUCAUUCUGAUGACGGACUCGAAGAGAACGAUUUAUUGUACGAUGAUAAAUACGGAUUGAUCUAUUGUCCAGUACCUAAAGUUGCCUGCACAAACUGGAAGAAAGUGUGGUUGGUUCUGAUGGGGCACCUGAAUACUGACGUAUUGGAAAGCGUGCAUCAUUCAUUUGUCCACCACACACCUAUUACAUACCCUAUAUUGAGAGAACUGUCACAAUCUGAACAAGAAAUGCGACUUGAGAAAUACUUCAAAUUUUUGUUCGUUAGGCAUCCAUUUGAACGUUUGUUGUCUGCCUUUAGGAACAAAUUUGAGUUGACAGACGAAUGGAAUGUCAAGUUCAUGACAGGCUAUUCGGCAAAAAUAUUUAAACGUUUCAGGGAGGGGAAAUGGUCACGUGCCCGUAUCGUCCAAUCACCCAUCACGUUUAACGAAUUUGUCCAGUUUAUAAUUGAGACAGUUGACGACGGAGCUCUACAAAAUGAGCAUUGGCGACCAAUACACGAGAUGUGUUCAGUAUGUGACGUCCAUUAUGACGUCAUAGGGAAGUUUGAAAACUUGGAAAAAGAUGCACAAUAUAUUUUGAAAGAAUCGAAUGUUGGCGAAAUAUUGACCUUCCCACGCCACGAUUCACAUAUUACAAACAGUUCUACAGAAGAGAAUUUGAAGAAAUAUUUUUCAACCAUUUCAGCAGAUAGUAUUCAUCAACUGUACAAAAUUUAUGAAUUGGAUUUCAAACUAUUUCAAUACCCCUAUCCAGUUAAUUACCUAAUAUGGUCACGACAAUGA
Saccoglossus kowalevskii is the source of this 1178-nucleotide messenger RNA. RefSeq names its product carbohydrate sulfotransferase 11-like. Gene Ontology annotation, molecular function: sulfotransferase activity. Gene Ontology annotation, biological process: carbohydrate biosynthetic process. Gene Ontology annotation, cellular component: membrane. NCBI's taxonomy places the organism in Eukaryota, Metazoa, Hemichordata, Enteropneusta, Harrimaniidae. The record is from RefSeq and is a predicted model, not a curated record.